CUGUUCGGUACCAACUCAGUGGACGAACAAGGCAACACGAUUCCAGAUGAGUUCGACAGAGAUCCUCCCGUUGUCCAACAGUUGAGGAGAACCUUCAAAUACUUCCAGGAUUACAGACAGAUGAUCAUCGAGCCGACGAGCCCUAAGCUGCUGCCCGACCCCCUGAAGGAGCCGUACUACCAGCCGCCCUACACCCUGGUGCUGGAGCUCACCGAUGUCCUGCUGCACCCCGAGUGGUCGCUGGCGACCGGUUGGAGGUUUAAGAAGCGGCCGGGCAUCGACUAUCUGUUCCAGCAGCUCGCUCCGCUCUACGAGAUCGUCAUUUUCACUGCUGAGACUGGCAUGACAGCGUACCCUCUCAUCGACAGCAUCGACCCUCAGGGUUUCAUCAUGUAUCGUCUCUUCAGAGAUGCAACUCACUACAUGGAGGGCCAUCACGUCAAGGAUGUGUCCUAUCUGAACCGGGACACCAGUAAGGUGAUCUUGGUGGACUGUAAGCGCGAGGCCUUCAGCCUGCAGCCCUUCAACGGCCUGGCUCUGAAGAGAUGGGACGGCAACUCGGAGGACCGCACGCUCUAUGACCUCGCCAACUUCCUCAAGACCAUUGCUCUGAGCGGCGUGGACGAUGUGCGCUCGGUGUUGGAGAACUACGCUCUGGAGGACGACCCCAUCGACGCCUUCAAGCGCCGUCAGGCUCAGCUGGCGCAGGAGGAGGAGCAGCGCUUGGCCGAGCUCGCCCAGCAGAAGAAACAGGGACUGUCUCUGGGCUCCAUCGCCUCGCGGUUCUGGCGCUCCAAACAGCAGUGAGACCCCCGCUCCCUCCCCAACUCCCAUCCAUCCAUCCAUCCAUCUUCCAUCCGUCUCAUACUUCCACCAACCGCUGUCGUGGAGGAGAAGGAAGAGGGAAGGAGGGAUAGAGAGAGAGAGAGAGAGAGAGACCCUCCUGCUGCCGCUGAAUGGUCCCUGCAGGACGUGCCAACCAAUCAUCAGCGGGCAGUUCUGCCGUGCUGGAAACAUUGGCUGUCCCCUCUGCACCAAUGAGAGAGGCACUUCCUGUUCUCCCCUUCCCCCCGCCCCACCCCCACUCCCUUUGGUCACCUCGACGUCACCUGACACGUCGGUUCGGUUGGUUAAAAAAAAGAAAAGAAGGAAAAGAAGCAACAAGGGGAAGCGCCAGAGGAUCCAGGUCAGGGUAAACUCUUGAUGUUGGCGGCAGGUUUUUUUGUUUUGGAUGCUGGUCUGAGAUCAGUGCCGCCAUCGCCACUCCGGCUCUGCUCGGACGCACCGCGCCGCCCACAGGAUCUGACCUGAGAUAUCCCGAAAACCUUGAGGUUCAGAAUGUGUAUUUUAUUUUAUUUUCUAUUCCUCUGUGUGUAUGUGUGUUUGUGUCAGACUGUGCUGACGGGCUGCUGGAGACAAUGUAAAAAAUAAUGAGAAUUGUUUAUAAGAAAUAAAGAUAAACGGUGAAUAA
Molecule: messenger RNA, 1471 nt
Organism: Perca flavescens (yellow perch)
Lineage: Eukaryota; Metazoa; Chordata; Actinopteri; Perciformes; Percidae
Gene: timm50
Product: translocase of inner mitochondrial membrane 50 homolog (S. cerevisiae)
Exons: 10
Coding region: 121-807 (228 amino acids)
Source: RefSeq, a predicted model, not a curated record